AUGGCAGCGUCAGUUUUACCGUUUCCUGCCCUACAGGUGUGGGUGACCGCGUCGACUGUAGUGGGCGAGGGAAGAACCAGUACGCUGGUGUCUGUCGUCCCCAGCGACACCGUUGGUGCAGGCAUCUGGUCGGUGGGCGGAAGCGUGCUCGUCAAUUGGAAGCGAGACGCACUCCUGCAAUGCCGCACCGUCGGCGUGCCGGAGCCCUCCAGGACCUGGACCCGCGGACCGGAGCGCGUCAACCUAAACUCCCCGGGGCUGAUGGUUGAUAACAACGGCUCGUUAGUUAUCAGCUCCGUGGACCGCAGCGCCAGUGGUCUUUACACCUGUACAGCGUCCAACAUACACGGCACUGAUGCCAUCACCUACAAUGUCAUAGUUAGAGUGCCUCCUCUUCCACCUAAAUUGCACGUCACUGAAACAACAGCUUCGUCCAUACGUCUGCAAUGGGACGUGGAAGACGAAGGCGGUUCUCGCGUUACGCUCUUUAACUUGUACUACAGGACUGCUAACGGCGAGGCUGUACAACUGGCUGUACAAGACAACAGCCAUACAAUCUACGGUCUCGAGUGCGGGACAGAGUACAUCUGA
Hyalella azteca is the source of this 591-nucleotide messenger RNA. RefSeq names its product Down syndrome cell adhesion molecule-like protein Dscam2. NCBI's taxonomy places the organism in Eukaryota, Metazoa, Arthropoda, Malacostraca, Amphipoda, Hyalellidae. Gene Ontology annotation, biological process: cell-cell adhesion. Gene Ontology annotation, molecular function: protein binding. Bases 1 to 591 code for a protein of 196 amino acids. The transcript is spliced from 5 exons. The record is from RefSeq and is a predicted model, not a curated record.